Messenger RNA from Paramuricea clavata, 2190 nucleotides. NCBI's taxonomy places the organism in Eukaryota, Metazoa, Cnidaria, Anthozoa, Malacalcyonacea, Plexauridae. The record is from the annotation of a GenBank genome assembly.
AUGUUCAACAGUCAAUCACAAUUCACCAUAAAAGCAGUGAAAAACAAAAAGUUUGACGAUUCCUGUCUUAUUAAUGAAACAUUCAACACUGGAGACAUAGCAGAUUGUCUGGAGCACUGUUUAGAAGAUUGUCGGUGUCAGUCGUUCCAAAUUUGUGGAGAGACAAAAUGUCAGCUGUGUUCAAGUCACAAGCAAGAGGACAGUUCAUUGCUUCAUGACAAUGAUAUCUGUGUCUUUGCUAUGUACGAGAUGCGACAUGCUCAGGUAUGAUAAAGUUUUUAAUUUGCCAUAUGACAUAUGCUUCUCCAAUUGACGUACCCAUCUCACAACGUUAGCGUCUUAGAUUCGAUCGCUCUUGUUAAUGUUUGAAAAGAAAGAGCCAACCCUGUUACUUUAUUAGAAUUCCAUACACGAUAAACUUGGUCCUGUCCAGGCUGCGAGUAUAGCACAUAGUUUUGAAUUCUAUAUCCAAUAAUCGUUGUUCUUAAAAUAAUUCUCCAAUCCGAGUUGGCGUUAUCGUUUUUGCAGUCAGUGUAUAGAAAAAACAAAAUCUUCAAAACGCCUAUGAAUGCUCAAACAUCAUGAAUUUUUUGGUAUAAACUGAUUUGAACAUGAAGAUGUACAUUCAUUCUCAGGUAUGCUGAAGUUGUUCAUUUGCCAUACGCUUUUCCAAUUCUCAUACGUGUCUCAGUCUCACAACGUUACCUCUUAAAUUCGCUCUUGUUAAUGUUUAAAAAGAAAGUGAAACUAUUCUGAUCAGUACAGUGAAGCAUGUGCAUUAUAUUUUCAUUUCUUGUAAUGGAAACUUUAUAUCUUGCUAUGUUUAAAAUGUUCUGGAUAUUCUGUGAUUACGUAGAGUUGUUAGGUGUUAAAUGGUUAUUUAAAAUUACCGCCGGGCAAAACACAAUAAAAUAGCCCUAUAGAAUGCUUAAAUAUAGCAAAAACCCCCCUAAACGUUCAUUAAACUAUAUUAUGCACGAAAAACGUGGGAGUCCAAAUACAUUUUCACAUAAUGAAAAACUUCAUUCGAAUGUCAAUGACUGAAAUAACCAGUCCUUAUACUUCUAUAUCCAUGCAAUAAUCGAUAUGUGUUGUUAAAAUAACUAAUUCUCCAAUCCGAGUUCGCGUUAUCGAUUUUCAUCUUCACAUUUGGCAGAAAUGGACCUCAGAAUUGAAAUCUUCAUGCUCAAAUUAGUCUAUACCGAAAACGUAACUGCAUGUGGCAAUUUUCAUUUAGCUUGAUCAAUGAUCAUUCAACGACCAGCCUUGAUUCUGGCAAUGCAAGCUGAUUUUCCCUAGUAUGCACAGAGAGAAUCCUUGAGUUAAAGUAUAAUGCCUUUAUCUUCUUAGAAAUUCGACGACCACUGUUCAAUCAUAGCUUGUCCAACGAAGUACAAUUGUUGUCAACAACAAUCAGGUCUCUGUCCCGUGAACAAAAGAUGUAAACCAUUCAACUCUCCCCAAAAGCCCUGGAAACGUUUCACCUGCGAAUGCCGCGAUGGUUACCAUGGAGACAACUGUGACAAGCCAGUCAGAUCAUGUGGUGGGUAUUUGAACCAUCCCCGGACAUCUGGCAUGUACAAAGUACUGGAUUCUGUCAACCGCCCAUAUGAAGUAUACUGUCAUUUCGAUUCUGAUGGUGCUUGGACUCUGGUGCAGUCUUGCAGUUUUGCAAACCAUACAGUUGAAAACAGUGUAUUUGGAAAACCUCUAUCUGAAGACCAUCCUUUCAGUGAAAAUACUCUAAAAUGGAGCGGCUAUCGACUUAGCCAAACUAGAAUGCUGUUUAUCAAUCAAAAUUCUGAUCGGCUACGGUUUACUUGUGGCUUCGAGAAGGAGCAGGAUGUGAAUCAAACGGACUAUCUUCAAAUGUCGCUCAACCAGCUUGGAUCGAAUACGGAUAUUACCACCAAAUAUUUUACCAAAAUAGAAGUUUCUUACCGCGGAAAAAUAAAUGGAACAGAUUUAAAUGGAUGUCAGAUUAAAGUUGGGCAGAAAGCUGAUAAAGGCCUCCGUGUACGCAUCGAGAGCGAUGGUGCUUUGUUUGUGCCAGAAAAGCCAAAUGCAAGGAAUUGUCAUAGCUUUCGUUAUUUUAGCGACUUAACCGGCAAACAGUGUUUGUUGCCAACACAUCGUUGUACUCAGAAUGAAAAUUCGACAUCACAGCUAUGGUUUGGUAAAAAGCCAUGA